ACUAUAAUAACAUCGUAGAAGAAGACGUGGGAGGAGCUUCUCGAAAAUGUCUGAGUACGCAGCAUCUCAGAAGAGUGCCCUGAAUUUAAAAGGCCUUGGGUCCAUUUCAGCUGGAAAAAGGAAGAAGAAGAAGGCCAAAGAGAGUAAGCGUCUCUUAGAGCAGGCCGCCCAACAAAACGAGGAGGAGGAGAAGAAGACAUAUGUUGACAAAAGAACACCGGCUCAAAUGUCCUUUGACAAAAUGGCGGAGAAGAGGCAAAUGGAGAGGAUUUUGAACAAGGCAUCAAAGACUCACAAACUGAGAGUGGAGGACUUCAAUCGGCACCUGGACUGCCUGACUGAGCAUUAUGAUAUUCCCAAGGUCAGCUGGACCAAAUAGAAGAGGAGCAAGCGGUCUCUUUGUUUAUUUUUUACUGAUUGAACUUAAGUCAUCACAUUUAUUUGCUUAUUUUAUAUAUUUACAAUUAAAAGUCCUUCAAUUGGCCUCAAGUAAUUCUCAUGUUUUACUUCCGUGUGUAUACAAUAAAGGAUUUGAGUAAACUGAUA
This is a messenger RNA of Trematomus bernacchii (emerald rockcod), 546 nucleotides long. It is a transcript of the gene fam32a, whose product is annotated as family with sequence similarity 32 member A. Bases 47 to 379 code for a protein of 110 amino acids. The record is from RefSeq and is a predicted model, not a curated record. NCBI's taxonomy places the organism in Eukaryota, Metazoa, Chordata, Actinopteri, Perciformes, Nototheniidae. Gene Ontology annotation, cellular component: nucleolus. The transcript is spliced from 4 exons.